CGGAGUGGGAGCUCCUUACCCCGUGUAUCGUGAGCCACCUCUAGCUUCUCCUCCUCCGCAGCACCCUCACCGGUGGCCGGUUCAUUCACUGUCCACACCGAUUGACCACCGCGGUUCAGAUGAUACACACGAGAUAACACCGAGACAAACCGUGGGUGUUUGGAUGUGUUUGGCGUGGGUUAGCAUGCGGUCGGCCGGUGAGGAUGUUAGCUCGGGUCAGCAGCAGCAGUGAUGAGCGCAGACUCUCACUGUAUCCCGACCAGCUGCAGAAACACGUUCAUACUCCAGUUUGACUUCCUCUUCCCUUUUUAAGGUAGCUGAGAGAAAGACAAACCUCUUCUGAAAACUUCUUGGACGCCAUGGCCCCCCACCCGGUGGUCCAGGCCGUCAUUGACCUCUCUGCAGGAGCCAUAGGGGGAGCAGCAUGUGUCUUCAGUGGGCAGCCUCUCGACACGGCAAAGGUCAAGAUGCAGACCUUUCCUAAUAUGUACCGGGGUUUCAUCCACUGCGUCACGUCCACCUACAAACAAGUGGGUCUGCGGGGUCUCUACCAAGGCACCUCGCCGGCUCUGAUGGCCAACAUCGCAGAGAACUCGGUGCUCUUCAUGAGCUACGGCUUCUGCCAGCAGGUCAUCCGCUUCACAGCUGGUCUGCCCAAUGAGGCUGUGCUGAGUGACGUGCAGAAAGCUUGUGCUGGCUCGAUAGCGUCCAUUUUCUCCUCGCUAGUCCUCUGCCCCACUGAGCUGGUUAAGUGCCGGCUGCAAGCCAUGUACGAAAUGGAGGCAUCAGGCAAGAUUGCGAAGAGCCAUAACACGGUGUGGUCGGUGAUGAGGUCCAUCAUGAGUGCUGAGGGGCCGCGGGGCUUCUUCCAGGGCCUGACCCCCACCAUCGCCAGAGAAGUCCCCGGGUACUUCUGCUUCUUCGGUGCCUACGAGCUCUGCCGCACGACCUUCGCAGACUACAUGAAGUGUGAAAAAGACGACAUAGGUGUGCUUCCCAUCAUGUUCAGCGGCGGUCUGGGCGGGGCCUGCCUGUGGCUCGUGGUCUAUCCCAUGGACUGCGUCAAGUCUCGGAUCCAGGUCAUGUCGAUGAUGGGCAAACAGGCGGGGUUUUUCAAGACCUUCAUGACUAUCGCUCGUACUGAAGGUGUGAGGGCACUCUACUCCGGUCUCACCCCCACCAUGGUCCGCACCUUCCCUGCUAACGGAGCGCUGUUCCUGGGGUACGAGGCCAGCCGGAAGCUCAUGAUGAAGCAGUUUGACAGCUAAAAUAUGCACAACACGACUGAAGGAACUGGAAGUGAAGUGUAUUACAGCCAUAACACAAAACUCCAGUUGAAGCAUUCAAGCUCAGUACUUGUGGGAUCUGGUCUUUCCCUAAAACGUGCUGAGCUUCAUCUCUUUUUUAACCUACACUUCUAACAUAGUGUUUAGAUCAUUGUAUUAAUUUAUUUUUUAGGGUUAUAUAUAUAUAUAUAGUUGAUUUUAAACUCUGCAGAUUUGCUACUGCUGACAUACAGCUCGCUUGAUUAUAAAAUACAAAUGUACGGCAGCAUAGAAGCAACCUUAACGAGCCUCUUUGAGGACGUGUUCACACUCCAGUGUAUUAUAGUGUGUUAUGCCUACCUCAGAAGAAGUCGUAUACGCACAGAAACUCUGCCAGACAUUUCAAACGGUUUCUAUACUCUCUGUGUAUGCAGGUACACGGGAAAGACAAACACUCCGUAUCUUUUGAAUGCAUGAAGUUGAAACGUGUGAGGUAGUAUACUAAUCGAUUGACGUUGCCUAAAAUGUGUUUUGAUGACUUGUGUUUGUUAAUUAUGGAAUCCUAAAGAAAAUAGUUGGUUAUAAAUAUGUUAUUUGAUCUAGAGUCUAACAGGGUCCUCCAGCCUCAACAAAAACAAACACUGCCAGCAGGAGUUUCGUCAUACUGACUGUUUUUGUAUUCAUUUUAAAUUCCACUCCUGUUAUGAUUUAAGUUCCCCCUCGCUUUUAAACAAUUUUUGCCUUUUUGAUCACUACGCUUUGCCUUUUUGUUGUGUAACCUCUAUCCGUGCUCAUUCUGUAAAAGUCAUUGAAGAAAAAUCCCUUUUCUUUUAAUCAAACGGGCCAUAUGCACCACGAUGCAGGAUUUUUCCAGUGCUUAGUAGACCUUUCAGAAAGCUCGUUUCCCUUCAAUGAUAAUGGAGACAUUGUAAAAUGCUAACUAUUGUGUUUGAGAUGACACUGAAAUGUUUGUACAUCCUGUUAUUCAUUGCAGAAAACGUCCUACAUUAAAGGAGUCAUUGUAGAAUAAUUAAA
Molecule: messenger RNA, 2300 nt
Organism: Eleginops maclovinus (Patagonian blennie)
Lineage: Eukaryota; Metazoa; Chordata; Actinopteri; Perciformes; Eleginopidae
Gene: slc25a15b
Product: solute carrier family 25 member 15b
Exons: 7
Coding region: 360-1268 (302 amino acids)
Biological process (GO): mitochondrial L-ornithine transmembrane transport
Cellular component (GO): mitochondrion
Molecular function (GO): L-ornithine transmembrane transporter activity
Source: RefSeq, a predicted model, not a curated record